Molecule: messenger RNA, 4019 nt
Organism: Colossoma macropomum (tambaqui)
Lineage: Eukaryota; Metazoa; Chordata; Actinopteri; Characiformes; Serrasalmidae
Gene: vwa5b1
Product: von Willebrand factor A domain containing 5B1
Exons: 23
Coding region: 165-4019 (1284 amino acids)
Source: RefSeq, a predicted model, not a curated record
GAGAGAGGUAGACAGAGAGAGAAAGAGAGAGAGGGGCUGCUUUUCAUGCUGCUCCUUGCGAGUAUCAGAAGAGAAGUGACCAGCAACAGCUUAACUGACCCAAAUGUAAGAGACUUUGCCCACCGCAGCUGUGUUUGUGCCAGAAGUCCUGCCAGUCUGCAACCAUGCCAGGCCUGAUCAACAAGGCCAAGCGUAGCGCCCUGCCGCUCAGCGUCUCCGACAUCACUUCCUGUGUCCGGGGUUACACACUGGCCAUGACGGCCUCCAUGACAUAUGAAAACAUAGAGGACCACCCCAUUGAAGGUAUCUUUAUUUACCCCCUGGAGGAGGGCGCUGUGGUGGUGGGCUUUGAGGCGAUGAUAUCCACUCAGAUAAUAACAGUGCAGAUCAAAGACAAGGCGAAAAUCGAUGACUGUUACUUCGACUGCUGCACAGCCACCAAUGGAGCCCUACAGAGUGGGAGCGGUCAGGUGCUGUUAGACGAGGAUUUGGAGCGGAGGGUGCUUGUGGUGAACCUGGGGGUCAUUCCCCCUCUGGAGACCGUUAACGUGCUGGUCAGCACGUCUUCUGAGCUGUCGACCCUUCCAAACGGAGGCAUCCGGGUCACCUCACCACCUGUCUGCACCCCGAGGGUCCAGCGUUCCAUUAAAGAGGAGCAGGCCUUCUCUCCAAGCACAAGCAGGAAGAGAGACAAACACCACUGUGCUCUGGGUUCUCAUGAGCAGAUGGCCUUGAGCGGCCAGCUGUGUCUGGCCUGGCUGUUGGAGGAGGAGUCCAUUAAUUCCAUCGACUAUGAGUUCAACUUUCAGCUGGAGAUCAGAGGGCCGUAUCUGUUGGCAGGAGUGGAGAGCCCCUCUCAUGCCAUCCGGGCCGAUGCUGACCCAUCUGCCCGCUCUGCUACCAGCAUACUGGUCACCCUGGCAGACAAAUACACGUACGACUGUCCUGUGGAGAUCCUCAUCUACCCCAGUGAGCCGCACCUGCCCCAUGUCCUGAUUGAGGAUGGGGACAUGACACUGGAGGAGUAUGACGAACAUCUGAAGGGGAGGAGUGACUACAUAAAGGCCACCAAGAAGGACUCCAGCAAUGAAAAGAAAGUGGAUAUCAUCCAUAAGAGGCUCCACAAGGACAUCCUCCACAACCCUGUGGUCAUGCUGAACUUCUGCCCGGACCUGCAGUCCAUGACAUCUGACCUGCGGAGAGUCCAGGGAGAGUUUAUCUUCCUCAUUGACCGCAGCGGGAGCAUGAGUGGGGUCAACAUUAGCCGGGUUAAGGAUGCCAUGGUGGUGAUUCUGAAAAGCCUCUUCCCCGCCUGCCUGUUCAAUAUUAUUGGCUUCGGCUCGACGUUCAAAACACUGUUUGCAACCAGCCAGAGCUAUGACGAGGAAAGCUUAGCUGCGGCUUGUGAAUAUAUGAGGAAGAUCCGGGCCGACAUGGGCGGCACCAACCUUCUGGCUCCACUGAACUGGAUCCUGAGGCAGCCUGUGCAGCGCGGUCAUCCUCGCCUGCUCUUUCUACUGACCGAUGGAGCGGUCAGUAACACAGGGAAGGUCAUCGAACUUGUCCGCAGUCACGCUCGAUUCUCCAGGUGCUACACGUUUGGAAUAGGGCAGGGAGCGUGCAGACGGCUCAUAGAGGGUCUCUCCUCCGCUUCCAGAGGCACCGCUGAGUUCCUGGCAGAGGGAGAAAGACUGCAGCCCAAGAUGAUUAAGUGCUUGAAGAAAUCCAUGGCACCUGUUUUGAGUGACAUCUCCAUUGAAUGGCUCUAUCCUGAGACGAAGGAGGUGUUACUGUCUCCAGUGGGGACGACUUAUCUGUUCCCUGGUGACCGGCUGAUUGGGUACAGCGUGGUGUGUGACACUACCCGCUACCACCCCAACCCCAAGUCUGACAAGCGGCGACGCUACAGCAUGAUGCGCUCCAAUGAGUCGGCCAGCUCCGUGUUCUACCACUCGCAGGAGGAGGAGCCUGGGAGAAGCGGCUCGGACGGACAGGGGCCUCCCAAAGACACACCGGGCACCACGUUUGACCCUUACCAGAGCAACAUGUCCGAAAGCAGCCCUGUCACUGCAGAGCAGGAAAUCAUCGGGGCCGAUAUGGGCACAAGGAGACGCGCAUACAGCACCAACCAGAUUGAAGACUAUAACCCGCUGAAGAAGGUGUACACCCCCAGUGACCCAAGCUCAGCAGUGGGCAAAAACCCUCUGAGGAGAGCCAAAGUCCAGGAGCUCGUUGGCCAGACCAGCCCUGACCACGGGGCCCAGUGGAAGAUGAACUAUCAGCCCCAGCUGGCCAGCCUGUGUGCCACCUCCUCCAGAGGGCAAGGCGUGGUGGGACACAGACCUGCACAGCUUGAAGAACCCCAUGGUGACCCUGAGCCGGAGCAGACUCAGCCUAGUCCCAGCGCACAGCCGGCCCAAACACGUGGCCCAAACAUGGAGGAUGGUUCCAGAUCUUCCACUGACAGCCCGUCACUGGGCAGCGUGGGAGAGGCAGAUGGUUACACUCACCAGCUUUGCGAAGCGGAAACGCCUCAAGAUCCGCACACCCCGGACUUCAAAGCCAUGGGGCAGGUUAAAGGGGACUGUAAGGCGGUUGUGUCCGGCCUGCUGUGUGGAAAAUCCGUGAAAUGGGAGGUGACCUUCGACAUCGAGCCCUACCUGAAAGGCCGAGAGCGAGAGGAAAAGGUCCACGAAGAUCUGUGGAAUGAAACCUUCCAUCACCUGGCUGCACGGUCCAUCAUUCAAGACUUUGAGCAGAUGGCUGAUAAGGAAUGUGAGAUUGAGCACGGUUCUGGUAGGCGGUAUCAGCUGUACGCCAUGCAAACCAGCAAGGCCUGCAACAUCCUGAGCAAAUACACAGCCUUUGUGCCCAUCGAUCUCGACAGCAAUGAGUAUUUACUAACUUCCAUUGAGUACCUCCACAGCGGGGAAGAACUGAAGAGAGGCUCACACUCAAGUUCGCGCUCUGGAAGCAGGAAGAGCCGUGGCUACUCUGUAGGCCUCGGACGCUCUCAGUCUGGCCACUUGCCUGAAGGAGAUGAAGAAACACCGCUGCUUCACGAAGAUGGCACUUCUCCCUGUAGCACUCCAUCAUCAGCUGGAUGGGAACGAUGCACCUUUCCAGAAGCCUCUCAAAGGAGUUCGUCGGUGACCUCCGACCACUCACAGAGAUCAGUGGAAAGCCUCUUCUCCGCCAGUCGGUUGAGCCUGACUAGAACACGUCUCCUGACCAAGGCAGCCAGAGGGUUCAUGUGCCGAGCUCAGAGCAAAACCAGCGACUCUGUUGGAGAGAGUGAAAAUGACAACAGAGACUACAUCCCUCUGGUGUCUUUGCAGCUGUCGUGUGGUGCAUUCAUGCUGGAUGGCGCUUUAUGCGAGGCCAUCAACGUGCCCAUGGACAAGCUGAAGUGGACGUCCCCUUUCACCAGCCACAGGGUCAGCCUCACCCACCUGUCCCACCACUCCAGCAGCAGCAAGAGAACCGACAGCCUGGAGGUCCACCACAGCUGCUCUCCCCCACCUAAAGACCCUGACCUCAGCUCCGAAUCGGAGGAGGCAGCACCUCAUAGCCCAAAUUCUCCCAACCUGGCCCGCAGCCCUCGAACCGAAAGCGGCUCUUCGCUUUUGGGCGGCCCCUCCUCCUCCUUAUCAACUGAUCCACCUCUUUCACCCAAUAACUCCCAGGCUGACAGUGGGCGUGGCUCAGAGUCGGAAAACGUGGACACUCCCCAGCCCAUCUCGCCCGGAGGCCUGCGGAUGGUGACCCAGGAACUGGAGAGCAUGGUGUGGGCCACGGCCGUGGCUUUAGCCUGGCUGGAGAACAACUCGGCCAGCUACUUCAUCGAAUGGGAGCUAAUUGCGGCCAAAGCCAGCCUGUGGCUGGACCGGCAGACGGUCCCCGAGGGCCGAGACCUGGCAGCAGUGAAGGCCGCCGCCAACCAACUCUUCAUCAUCCUCAGACAUUGGGAUGAGAACCUGCAGCUCAACAUGCUGUGCUACCACCCCAACAGUGUCUGA